AUCACACGUCUGUCAUGGAAUCUGCCUCUUUAUAAAUGUAGGAAGAGGAAUGGUUCAAAGGUAGAAAACAUUCAGAGAUAAUAGCUUCUCACUGCCGUUCCCAGAAUGGCAGAAAAUGAAGCAAUUGGUCCUUCACAACGAAAGUAUAUUAGGCAACCACCAUCAGUUCCAUUUCUCUGGGAGGAAAGGCCAGGUGUAGCCAAAAAGGGCUGGCGGCCUGUGGUUUCUUCAGUUACCACCCUAGCUCUACCUUCUCCAGUCAAGCUUGUUGCCUCAGUCCCCUUCAACUGGGAAGAAAAGCCUGGAAAACCAUUACCUUGUUUCUCAGAGCCACCACCAGAGUCGGCACUUUUAACUUCACCAUCCCCUCCCAUGUACUCUCAAAGUCAUAAUGACGAGUACAGUUAUGAGGAAAAUGGUGGCAACGUCUAUCAUGGAGAUAAAGGAGGAAUAUUUGACUUGGAUAUUGAAUCAUUCAGUUUUGAGACAGAAGAUUCUCUCAGCUCUGCACCCUCUCUCUUGGCAAAUUGUCUGGUAUCAUCAGUAGCUGUUUCUUCUGCUGUUCCAGUGCCAAAAACUUCAUCAUCAGUUGACAUCAACGACCAGUUUGAAAUUGCUUCCUCGCCUGCCUCUGAAAGUGACGACAGUACCAACAGCUAUGCAACUGGCAGAUCAAGCCUUGCAGGUGCUUCUUUCUUGGAGUGUCUCUUUCCAUUAUAUUCACCCAGUUCUGGUUUUCUAGAGAAGCAUACAUACUCCAAAAACAGCACCGUCAGUCCAUCAGAGGUAACAGGUAGCCGUUUUGAUUAUGAAAGUGGUAACACCAUGGCAAAGAAACCUCCAACACUCGGAGAAUUGAUAAUGAUGAGCCGAAGGAGGAGCCACCAGAGAAAAGCUGUUCAAAUGGGAAAACAGAAUUUGUCGAUGGAAUUUAUAAAUAAUAAAGCUUUUGGCUGCUGCCUCUUUGGUGCUGGCAUCAGAAUUAUUGAAGGAUCACAGAGGAAGAGACACCAUCUUUUAAGACUGAAACUGAUAUAGCUCAAUCUCGUGUUACAAAAAUAAUCUGUUUGAGCUUUCAACUUCUAGUGAUGUGAACAUUUUACAACUUCCAGAAUGUAACCAUGAGUUAAAUACUUGAAUUGUGAUAGAACAAGAAAUCUGAAUUUGAAGUUACCAUCAA
This is a messenger RNA of Jatropha curcas, 1180 nucleotides long. RefSeq names its product hydroxyproline-rich glycoprotein family protein. The record is from RefSeq and is a predicted model, not a curated record. Lineage: Eukaryota; Viridiplantae; Streptophyta; Magnoliopsida; Malpighiales; Euphorbiaceae.